GACUUCCCGCUGCUGCGCCUGGGCUCGGCGGCGCCCAGCUCGGUGCUGGGUUUCUCCCUCUUCAACACGAGCCACCCCUUCUACGGCGAGUUCGAGCGCAGCCUCAACCUCUCGUGGCGCGAGAGCUGCGGGCGCAGCCCCUACCCGGGCCCCGCGCUCUCGGCCGCUCUCCUCUUCGACGCCGUGCACGUGGUGGUCGGCGCCGUUCGCGCCCUCAACCGGAGCCAGGAGGUCGGAGGUCGCGCCUUGGCCUGCGCCGCGCCGGGCAUCUGGGCCGGCACCAGCCUCAUGAACUACCUGCGCAUGGUGGAGUACGAUGGCUUGACCGGGCGCAUCGAGUUCAACAGCAAGGGCCAGAGGACCAACUACACCCUCCACGUGCUGGAGAAGGGGCGCGAUGGGCACCGCGAGGUGGGUGUGUGGUACUCCAAUAGGACCUUGGCCAUGGACGCCGCCACCUUGGCCGUCAACGCCUCCGAUAGCUUGGCCAACAAGACCCUCAUCAUCACCACCAUCCUGGAGAACCCCUACGUGAUGCGGGUGGGGGGCGCGGGCGGCCCCGAGCGCUAUGAGGGCUUCUGCGUGGACAUGCUGCAGGAGCUGGCCGGGCUCCUCAAGUUCCGCUUCCACAUCAAGCUGGUGGAGGACGGGCUCUAUGGGGCCCCCGAGCCCAAUGGGUCCUGGACCGGCAUGGUGGGAGAGCUCAUCAAUAGGAAAGCCGACCUGGCCGUGGCCGCCUUCACCAUCACGGCGGAGCGGGAGAAGGUCAUCGACUUCUCGAAGCCCUUCAUGACGCUGGGGAUCAGCAUCCUCUACCGGGUGCACAUGGGCCGCAAGCCGGGGUAUUUCUCCUUCCUAGACCCCUUCUCGCCAGCGGUGUGGUUCUUCAUGCUCCUCGCCUACCUGGCCGUGAGCUGCGUCCUCUUCUUGGCUGCCAGGCUGAGCCCCUACGAGUGGUACAACCCCCACCCGUGCCUACGGGAGCGCCGGAACCUUCUAGAGAACCAAUACACGUUGGGCAACAGCCUCUGGUUCCCCGUCGGCGGCUUCAUGCAGCAGGGCUCCGAGAUCAUGCCGCGCGCGUUGUCCACCCGCUGCGUCAGCGGCGUCUGGUGGGCCUUCACCCUCAUCAUCAUCUCGUCGUACACGGCCAACCUGGCGGCCUUCCUGACGGUGCAGCGCAUGGAGGUGCCCAUCGAGUCGGCCGAUGACUUGGCCGAUCAGACCAACAUCGAGUAUGGCACGAUCCAUGCCGGGUCCACCAUGACCUUCUUCCAGAACUCGCGGUACCAGACCUACCAGCGCAUGUGGAACUACAUGCAGUCCAAGCAGCCCAGCGUCUUCGUCAAGAGCACGGAGGAAGGGAUCGCCCGCGUCCUCAACUCCAAGUACGCCUUCCUCUUGGAGUCCACCAUGAACGAGUACCACCGGCGCCACAACUGCAACCUGACCCAGAUCGGGGGGCUGCUGGACACCAAGGGCUAUGGCAUCGGCAUGCCAUUGGGGUCCCCGUUCCGCGAUGAGAUCACCUUGGCCAUCCUGCAGCUGCAGGAGAACAACCGCUUGGAGAUCCUCAAGAGGAAGUGGUGGGAAGGGGGGCAUUGCCCCAAAGAGGAGGACCAUAGAGCGAAAGGGCUGGGCAUGGAGAACAUUGGGGGCAUCUUCGUGGUGCUGGUUUGUGGCCUCAUCGUCGCCGUCUUCGUGGCUGUGGUGGAGUUCGUGUGGUCAACGCGGCGCUCAGCCGAGAGCGAGGAG
Pezoporus flaviventris is the source of this 1755-nucleotide messenger RNA. Its product is annotated as glutamate receptor ionotropic, kainate 5-like. Gene Ontology annotation, cellular component: presynaptic membrane; postsynaptic membrane; plasma membrane. NCBI's taxonomy places the organism in Eukaryota, Metazoa, Chordata, Aves, Psittaciformes, Psittacidae. The record is from RefSeq and is a predicted model, not a curated record. Gene Ontology annotation, biological process: modulation of chemical synaptic transmission; synaptic transmission, glutamatergic; monoatomic ion transport. Gene Ontology annotation, molecular function: transmitter-gated monoatomic ion channel activity involved in regulation of postsynaptic membrane potential; kainate selective glutamate receptor activity.